Molecule: messenger RNA, 771 nt
Organism: Prunus armeniaca (apricot)
Lineage: Eukaryota; Viridiplantae; Streptophyta; Magnoliopsida; Rosales; Rosaceae
Source: the annotation of a GenBank genome assembly
AUGCGUUGGCUAAGACUAGACAAGCCCUCAAGGAGGAGGCCGAGGCCUCGGACCCCCCUAAGAUCAAAGUGUCCACAGACGAUACCCCUAGGACUGCAAGGCCUAUGGUCGAGGGCCCCGGCGACCUUUUCUCUAGACACGAGGCUGAGGACGACUCCACGUUGGGAAUCUCCAAUGAGGAAUAUGAGGAAAAAACCCUCGCCAGUGGCGGUUGUGAGGUCAACAAGGAAGCUGGUGGGGGAAACCAGCAUGAACAUGGUCUUGGUGCUACCGUCCGAGUUUUCAACCCCAAGACGCCAGACCAACGGCCUGGAUAAUGACGUGGUCGAGGAGCAGCUUCAUCAAAGGCCAAAAACAAAGGAAGAGUUGUUGGCCGUGGCUUUUAACGAGGUAAUACCCAGAGACGAGCCAAACAAAUACCGACACCUCAAGCCGUUGUACAUCUCGGCUUAUGUAGAGGGUGUGCCCGUGUCCAAAGUCUUCGUUGACUGUGGGGCGACGGUCAACAUCCUUCCCUAUUCCCUGAUGAAGAAGCUGGAUAAGUCAAAGGAGGACCUCAUCCCCAGAGACGUGGUCAUGAGCAGCUUUGUCGGCGAUAAAUCUAAGACCAUCGGGGUAUUGCUGUUAAAAAUCACUGUGGCCGACCAGACAAGAGUCGCGGCCUUCUACGUAGUCGAAUCCAGCAUGGACUACAAUAUAUUGCUCGGUCGUGACUGGAUCCAUCAGUCCGGAUGCAUACCGUCCUCCCUCUUCCAACUGUUGUUCUUCUAG